Messenger RNA from Glycine soja, 4257 nucleotides. RefSeq names its product protein SUPPRESSOR OF MAX2 1-like. The transcript has 3 exons. The record is from RefSeq and is a predicted model, not a curated record. Bases 852 to 3959 code for a protein of 1035 amino acids. Gene Ontology annotation, molecular function: ATP hydrolysis activity; ATP binding. Lineage: Eukaryota; Viridiplantae; Streptophyta; Magnoliopsida; Fabales; Fabaceae.
UUUUCCUCCAGAAAUCCUUGCAACCGAUAGUAGUACUUUCAUUCAUCCAUCAAAUUCUCCGUUUACUAGAAAUUCUCUCUAUUUCCGUGUCUUUCUCUUGCCACAAUAAAGAAACAAUCUUUUAAAUUUUAUUUUCUCUCCUUAUUAGAAUAGAAUAAUAUUGGUAAUUAGUUAAGUUUGGUUGCUUAGUUGAUGAAAAAGGAGGUAGCUUUAUAUUCACCGUCCCCCACCCCUCAUGUAUGUUAUUCCUCGGGACAGAUUGGUUAUUGUUUGACAUGGACGGAGAUAGAAAGUAAGUUGAGAAAAGGAGAGAGAAGAAAAUGGUGGAGGAAAGGAGGGGAUCUGAUAUUUCCUUUUCGCGUUGAAUUCCGAAUUCCAAAUAGCUUUUUAGCGGAGGAGAGAAAGUGAAGAUCCCAUAGAGAAACUUAAAAGCAGGGUAGCUACUAGGGUAUUACUUUGUUGUUGAUUUUGUUUGUGUUUGUGAAAAAGCUUGGUUUGAUUGUUUUGCCAACCCAUCCUCCACCCUUGAAAAUGUGAACUUGUCUAUAUUGAAGUGUUCUUAUCUUAUCUCGCCACACACUAAUUUCGUUUUCUCCCUCCCUCGUCUCUCAUACACAUACAUAGGCUUAUGACCCAAGUGAAAGUUUCACACACAUUCGUCCCUUUUUUCCUCUUCCUCCCAUAAAGUCAAGCAAGUACCCAGCCUCUCAUAAGAUUCAUAUUCAUUCUCUUCCUUCUCUCUCCUCACUUAUCACUCAUCCCUUCAUUCAUUCAAUCCACGGAUCAUCUCAUCUCUCUUUUUCACCGGAGCCUUACCAACAGUACAGAAUUCAAUUCGUUCCAGCCGUGAAAUGAGAGCCGGACUAAGCACCAUCCAGCAAACCCUAACGCCGGAGGCGGCCAGUGUUCUCAACCACUCUAUCGCGGAGGCCGGCCGGAGAAACCACGGCCAAACCACGCCGCUCCACGUGGCGGCGACGCUCCUCGCCUCUCCCUCGGGCUUCCUUCGCCAAGCCUGCAUAAAAUCGCACCCCAAUUCCUCCCACCCCCUUCAGUGCAGAGCCUUGGAGCUAUGCUUCAGCGUGGCGCUGGAGCGAUUGCCUACUUCGCAGAACACGAGCUCUUCCAUGGAGCCGCCAAUCUCCAAUGCCUUGAUGGCUGCCCUGAAGCGGGCCCAGGCCCACCAGCGCCGCGGCUACCCGGAGCAACAGCAGCAGCCACUCCUCGCGGUGAAAGUGGAGCUGGAACAGCUAAUCAUAUCCAUUCUCGACGACCCCAGCGUGAGCAGGGUCAUGAGAGAAGCCAGUUUCUCAAGCCCCGCCGUCAAAGCCACCAUCGAACAGUCCCUCAACGCCGUCCCCUCCACCGUUAAUUCCGGAUUGGGAUUCCGGCCAAGCGCGGUGGCUCCGGUGAAUUCCGCCCCGGGGCGGAAUUUGUAUCUGAACCCGCGCCUGCAACAACAGCAGCAGCAGGGGAGUACUGCACAACACAGGGGCGACGAAGUUAAACGAAUUUUGGAUAUUUUGCUGAGGACGAAGAAGAGGAACCCGAUCUUGGUGGGGGAAUCGGAGCCUGAGGCGGCGAUCAAGGAGGUGAUAAAGAAGAUUGAGAACAAGGAAUUGGGAGAAGGGGCUUUCGCGAAUGCUCACGUGAUUCAUCUGGAAAAGGAGCUUCCGAGUGAUAAGGCGCAGAUACCUGCGAGGUUCAAGGAGUUGGGGGAUUUGAUUGAGACUAGGAUCGGGAACUCUGGGUGUGGAGGGGUUUUCGUUGACUUGGGUGACUUGAAGUGGCUGGUGGAGCAGCCUGUGGGGUUUGGGAUUGGCGGUGGUUUGGGUAACAUGCAGCAACUGACCCUCGCCGAGGCUGGCAGGGCGGCGGUGGCUGAGAUGGGGAGGUUGGUCAGCAAGUUCGGCGAGGGUGGCGCUGGAAGGCUUUGGUUGUUAGGUACUGCUACUUGUGAGACUUAUUUGAGGUGUCAGGUUUAUCAUCCUACCAUGGAAAAUGAUUGGGAUCUUCAGGCAGUGCCAAUUACCACCAGAGCAUCCCUCCCUGGAAUCUUUCCCAGGCUUGGGACCAAUGGUUUUCUUGGUACUUCGCUCGAGUCUUUGUCCCCGUUAAAGACCUUGUCCACUACAACAAUCCCUCCACUGAGGCGUGCCUCUGAGAACGUAGAUCCUGCUGCAGUAUCAAUUUGUUGCCCACAAUGUAUGCAGAGCUGCGAGCAAGAAGUGGCAGAAAUGUUGAAAGAAACUGAGAAAUCAGAUACUGAGCUCAAAUCAGAGGCAGCUAAACCGUCCCUUCCACAGUGGUUACAGAAUGCUAAAACUAAUAAAGAUAACGGCAAAGUAAUGGAUCAGGCUCAGAACCAAGAAGUGAAUGUGAAGAAGAGGACUCAAGAAAUACAGAAGAAAUGGCAUGAUUCCUGUUUGAGUUUACAUCCUAAAUUUCAUCAGCUAAAUGUGAGCACAGAGAGACUUGUUCCAACUUCUUUGUCAAUGACUGGCCUAUACAAUAUGAAUUUGCUGGGGCGCCAAUUCCAACCCAAAAUACCACUGAAUAAAAAUCUUGGAACCUCUUUGCAAUUGAGCUCAAAUCCAACGCCAAUCCACCCAUCAGAGCAUGUGGUCAGCCCACAGCAAAUUCCGGUAACAACUGACCUGGUCCUUGGGCAAACAAAGCCAGCUGAUGCCACUCCAGAAGAAACACACAAAGAAGGCAUUAAUGACUUCUUGAGCUGCCUCUCUUCCGAGUCGCAAGACAAGUUCGAUGAAUUACAGAGCAAAAAGCUACUUGAUGCAGACUCUUUCAAGAAGCUCCUGAAAGGCCUGACAGAAAAGGUAUGGUGGCAGCAGGAUGCAGCAUCUGCAGUGGCCACCACAGUGACCCAGUGCAAACUCGGCAAUGGAAAAAGACGCUCCAAGGGUGACACAUGGUUACUGUUCGUGGGUCCUGAUAGAAUUGGCAAGAAGAAAAUGGCAGCAGCUCUUUCUGAGCUGGUAUCUGGGUCCAACCCAAUAAUAAUACCUCUGGCGCAACGCCGUGCGGAUGGAGACUCUGAUGCCCCUCAUCUGCGUGGAAAAACAGCACUUGAUCGAAUAGCAGAGGCCAUCAGAAGGAACCCACUUUCUGUCAUCGUGCUUGAGGACAUUGAUGAAGCCAACAUUCUUCUUCGUGGGAGCAUAAGAAGAGCCAUGGAACAAGGCCGGUUCCCGGAUUCUCAUGGCCGUGAAAUCAGUCUCGGAAAUGUCAUGUUUAUCCUCACUGCUAAUUGGUUGCCAGAAGACUUCAGGUGCCUCUCAAACGGGUCUCCACUGGACGAAGAAAAGCUUGAAAAUUUAGCAAAAGGAGGGUGGCAGUUACGCAUAUCAGUGGGUAAGAGAGCAUCAAAACGAAGACCCAGUUGGCUAUCCGAUGAAGACAGGUCCUUGAAGCCCCGUAAAGAGGUGAAUUCAGGUCUAUCGUUUGAUCUUAAUGAAGCUGCUGAUGAUGCAGAGGACGGCAGGGGAGAUGGUUCCCUCAAUUCAAGCGACUUCACAGUGGAACAUGAAGACAACAAUCAUGAUGUAGGAGGGUCACUCUCAGCAGUACCGCGGGAGCUGUUGGAUUCUGUAGACGAUGCCAUUGUCUUCAAGCCCUUGAAUUUCGAUCUCCUACGCCGGAAUUUCUCGUCAUCCAUCAUUAAGAGGUUCUCUGCUGUGGUUGGGAAUGGGGUGUCAAUUGAAGUGCAGGGAGAGGCUCUUGACAAGAUCACCAGCGGAGUGUGGUUAGGCCAAACCACCAUUGAUGAAUGGAUGGACAAAGCGUUGGUUCCCAGUUUCCACCAACUGAAAAAGAAUUUGAAUUCAACCACACAUGACCAUAACUCUUCGAUGCUGUUUAGGCUCGAAGAUGAUGGCUACUCCGAUCGCUGGGGCUCCCAAGAGUGGUUACCUGCUACUGUGAGAGUGGUGGGGGAAUAGUAUAUUAUUCAAACAGUGGUGGUGAAUGGUGAUAUCCGUUUUUUUUUGUGGUAGAAAUGUAAAUAGAACACUUUGGCAUGUAUAAGUCAAAGACGCGUAGUAGAACCAAGGAAAAACCGUUACAAGGCUCUUGUCGGGGGUGUCAAUUUUUUUUCCCUUAGAAAAAGAUUAAUUUAUUUUUGCGUUAUAAACUUUAUAUUGUUUUCUUUUUUUCCCCCUUUUGUAAGAAUAGGUAUAUUUAUUAAACUGAGAAUGAUCAUUAUAUUAAUAAAAGGGAGCAUUAUUUCCUAAUUUUUAA